CUGGCAGCCACGGUCGAUGCCGGUGAGGAGGGGGGGAUGGGCGCCGCUGCAAAUGUUGAAGACCUGAGCUAGAAUCACAGCCUUGUAACACACAGAGCUGUACCUACCCCAAAUAAAUAACGACUAUAAUUAUUAUAAAACAUUAUAAAUGGAUGCAACCAGCCGGGAUUCAAAAUAACACUUGAAGGAAGUGCUAUGACCCAAACAGAAAAGGGUAUGAAACUUUCACCCACUGCGUGAGGGACAUUGAGAAGUUUGGAAGGUACCCCGGGAGAGGGAGCUGCCUCUCGGCUUACAGCUCGCAGGAAACGCCGAGGUCACAAGAAGAGGCCUUGUAGUCUGAUUCGUUUUGAUGUGGGAAUAUUUAAAUACAGCCACUUAUCUCAGUAGGAUAUUUUACCUGAACUGAGCUGGCAUGAAGGGCUGGGUCUCCUGAUGUGUGUCGGGUGGUGUGAGCAGCAUUGCGGCACCCCACCUCAGGAGUGGACUGUCUCUGCCAUCCGGAUUUCGUGAUUCCCUCUUCCCUCCCCCCUCCUCUCCUUUCCCCCUGUCCCUCCAUCCCUAUUCCCCCUCCCUCCCCCCUUUCCCCCCUCCCUUGCGGCGCUGUGCUUGAAGUCAUGAGCAUAGCAAUCGCACUGGGAGUCACCACACCUGAGACACCUUACACAGACAUGGCCGCCGGAUCAGAUCCUGAGUCAGUGGAAGCGAGCCCUGCAGUGAAUGAGAAGACAUACUCAAACCACAGCUGUGGGAGCGCACAGAAUCAUGGAUACCGGGGCCUUCCAUAUGCUAUGCAACAGUCUUCCAUUGUGUGUUGUCAGGAUCAUAACUAUGGAGCGCCACCCCCUCCUACCCCUCCUGCCUCCCCACUCUCCCAGACCAUCAUUCCCCGCUUGGAGCUCAACGGCGCCCUCAGCCGUCCCCGACCCCGUUUCCACAACAACGACCCUGACAACUCGGCCGACAGCGACAGCUCAUCAGAGGAGGAGGGUGCUGUGCCGUCAGGCUGGUGUCAGUGCCGCCUGACGUCAGAUCGCUACCUCAUAAAAUGCGAGAGCUGCAGGGGUCUGGACAGGAGGAAAGGACUGGAUGGGCAACGUCGGAAACCAGACAAUGUGUCGGUAGGAGAGAGCAGUGCUACAGAAAGUGGAGAUGAGGAAGUCUCAGCUGCCACAGUGUCGUACACAGCCACUCAGCACACACCCACCAGCAUCACCCUCACCGUUAACAGAGUUAAACGCAGCAAAGCCAAGAAGAGGAAGAAGAGCACUGAGAAAACACGAGCUGCCCCCAAGGCAAAGAAAGUCAAGGCCUUUAGAGAAGGUUCCAGAAAAUCCUUAAGGAUGAAGAACUCCACCAGUGAAGCGAGUGUGUUGGAUGAGAACACAGCUGAAGGCUGGGAGACGCGUAUCCGCCAGUGGACGGAUCAGUAUGAAGAGGCUCAGGCAAAUCAGUACAGUGCUGAUGUUCAAACACUUCUCCAACUCCAUCACUCUGCCACCAAGAGCUCGCCAAACCCAGCAGCCCUUGCAGUGGACACAAUCAACCGCACAGAGUUGGCCUGCAACAACACCGUUUUGAGCUCUCAGAUGCAGUUACAGCUGGGCCGUGUAACACGAGUGCAGAAACACAGGAAAAUCCUGCGAGCAGCACGGGACUUGGAGCCUGACACACUCAUCAUUGAGUACAGAGGCAAAGUCAUGCUUAAACAACAGUUUGAGGUCAAUGGGCAUUUCUUCAAAAAGCCCUACCCAUUUGUCUUGUUCUACUCUAAAUUUAACGAGGUGGAAAUGUGUGUAGACGCACGGACAUUUGGGAAUGAUGCUCGCUUCAUCAGGAGAUCCUGUACGCCCAAUGCUGAGGUGCGGCAUAUGAUUGCAGAUGGGAUGAUUCACCUGUGUAUUUACGCUGUUGCUCAAAUCUCCAAAGAUACCGAGGUCACAAUUGGCUUUGAUUAUGAAUUUAACAGCUGUAACUACAAGGUGGACUGUGCAUGUCAUAAAGGCAAUCAGAACUGUCCCGUGCAGAAGCAUAAUCAGAACCCAUCUGAGGCGCUUCUGCCCCCACCUCAGAACCCACUACCUACUCUGCCCGGGGCAGAGACUCGCCGAAGGCGGGCACGGCGAAAAGAAUUAGAGGGCAGCGGGCUGAUUGGAAGCGUGUCUGAUGAUAGCAAUCAGCUCCUGGAUGAACAUGGGGAGCAUGGAACUAGCGAAGCAGAGGAGGGUCUGAUCGAUGGUGUAAAGCAGGAGGAGGGCCAAGAGGAGGUAGACGAAACAGGGGCACCCAUAUCUAAUAGACGGUCUCGAGAGGAUCGAAAAGCACAGGCUAUCAUGCAUGUGUUUGAGAAUUUGGAAAGGAGGAGGAAGCGUGUAUCUCAGGGUACAGAACGUGUUGGGCUUGAUGACCUCAAACAGGAAGGGGUGGGGCCUGAAGAGGGUGGGGCCUCCUCUCCAACAGGGGCUAAUCCAGGUCAAAAUGCAGGAUUGAUGGGAGGAGUUAGCACACGCCGCACAUCUUUUGCCACAGACUCUGUGGUAUCCGUUGAGUCAGAAAAGCCUUUGUCCGCUAACCUCGUCGCUCCCAAACCUCCCCCAGCACGCCCCAAACCGCGGCCCAAGAGUCGCAUCUCCCGUAAUCGGGCGAGCUCUGCCCAGCGGGCACGUCGCCAGAGGCAGGCUCUUCUAGCACAGCAGGCAGCUGAGGCAGGAGCAGCAGGUGGAGAAGAGGGAGGCACUGCAGCUGGCACAGGCGAGUUGGGCCUCGGUGACGGAGCUCUGGGAAUUGGACAACCUCAGGAUGGAGAGAGCUGUGGAGUCUCCUCUACAGUCCUAGGAAGCAAGACAAGUGUGAGGUGUCCCAAAACAAAAAAGUACCUGGUGACAGAGUGGCUGAAUGACAAGGCCCCAGACCGUGUGGAAGAGCCAACAGAGCGACCCCUGCGCAUCACCACAGACCCCACUGUGUUAGCUACUACACUCAACAUGCUGCCAGGCCUUUCGCACUCGUCCUUCAUCUGUACCACCCCAAAACACUACAUCCGCUUCGGUUCUCCAUUCACCCCAGAGAGACGUCGCCGGCCGCUUGUCGUUGAUCCCACCUACGGCUCCUGCAAGAAAAGGUGGAUAAAACAGGCGCAGGAUGAGAGCAUGUCGUCUCUUUCCAUAGAGGAUGGAACAGAGUCCAACUCUUCACACCAAAGUAACAGCAGCAGCACAGCCUCCAGAUCUGAGCUAAUAGCACCCUUUAAAAAGAGGAAGUCGAAGUAUACGCCAGAAACGGUUGCACCACCUCCUGAACACUUGCUUCGACCUUUGUCCCCCAUCACACCGCCACUGCCAUCUGAGCCCUCUGUGAGCUUGCUGCACCCUCUGCUUUCUUCCUGCUCACUGUAUUUAGGAGCUGAGGAAGAGAGGCAGAAUGGUGCUGUGCCACCGUACUCCCCACUCCCAUCUCUUCCUGCCAGCCGGUGCAACACACCUCUGCAGUUUGAGAACAUCUCCUCUCCUGAGGCAUCGCCUGUACACAGACCAGAGUCUCUUUCUCCAGAGCCCUGUUUGCGACCAGACUUUGAUACAUCACGGAUCACCACCUUCCCUGAAACUUCCGUGACCUCUGCUAUCGGCAGUCCAGCCCCCCCAUCGGAUGACUUUCCCCUGACCGGACCCGAGUCUCUGACUGGCUCUGGAGAUGGUGUGUGUCUCACACCAGCCCCUGUAUCUAACGCCAGUGAUGCUUCAUUGGGCUCACGCUCAAAUGAGGCACAGGUUCGGGAGCAGGUCUUUAGGACAGAGUUCAACCUCAUCUACACCUGCUCUCCCCUCAAUGCCAACCUGACCACUGGUCCUGUGAAUGACCGACGGCAUUCCCAAUCAGAAGGCAGCUUCUCUCCUGCUGAAUCCUACUUCAGCUCUGUGAGUGGCCAAGGCUUAAUGACUGAGCCAGGGUCUGGUUCUUUUUCACCCUACCCUGAGCCUCAGUUUGGGAGUGGCACGCCUCCUCAUACCAGCAAUCCACCACAGAAGAAGAAGGUAUCUUUGCUGGAAUAUCGAAAAAGAAAGCAGGGAACACGGGACCCUGAGCCGCUGGGUUCUGCUGGUGGCACCGUUGGUACCCCCAUGCGCACUGGCUCUCUGUGCCAAACUGCUGAAUCCCCUGGUGCGCCGCGCUCACUCCUGCAACCACCCGCCUCCCCACACAGCUCCUUCUCCUCUCCAGCCCAUCAGCCAUUCCCACAGAUAGAGGAGGUCAGUCCUCCUGAUCUCAGCACCACCAUAGGGAAUCACUCGCAGACAUCCAGCCACUGGAUGGUGCCAACAUCAGUGGAGAGGCUCAGAGAAGGGCAGGGCGUUUUAGAGCGUGUUCUGAGGGGCAAUAUGAAGAUGGAGCGGAUCCUUAAAAGGUCGGAUGGUGGAGCUAUUGAGCAAGGUAGUAACCGAGACAAAGAUAUAGAUGGACUGGAAGAGGAUAGAUAUGCUCUCCAGAGCUCAUCUUUGGCUUCCCCUGUGAGGAGUCCUCAGAGGUACAGCCCAACUGUUCACCCACACCAGGUGCAGCCUCAUUUGGCAGAACCCGAUCUACAUCUGGAAAGCUCCACCUAUCACCAGCAGAGUAGCUCAUCUCCUUUUCAUCCCUCCUUCAGCGCCUCUCCUUCACCCUCCUCUUCAUCAGUGGUUCAGGGCUACCAUCCUUCUCGCCUGACAACACCUGCUUCUCUAGCCCAGGACGUGCUCUCCUCCUCCUCCUCCUCCUCCUCAGCCCCUCCUUCAGUGGACUCCAGGCACACAGGGGGUGCUCUACACCAUCAUAGUGGAGCAGCAGCGAUGGACCUGUCGCACCUCUACUCAGGCAGCCAUCUUAAAACCAACCUGUUAAACAGCAGCACUCUUUCAGGGUCUAUGAGUGUGUCCUCCAGAGGCCAGGUCCACUCAGACAGCUGCACUGCCAUUAGCAGCCAGGCCUCCCAUGUGUCCAGACUAGCCCAGUCAUCCACAGUGCGAAACCGAAAAGCGGCCAGCCCAGGUCCCUCAGUGCUGCAGGCCAGCUCCAGGCUUCUCUCAGCCAGUGGAGCUCAGCACUACCCACAGCGGCAUUUACAGCAGCCCCCUAUGCAGGGUUCAGGUGUACGGACGCAUUCUGGGACCUACUAGGACUGUGUGUGUGUGUGUGUGUGAGAGAGAGAGAGACCCUCAGCUAAACCUGUGGAUAUGUUCUGGGUUAGGGGAGGGGACAUGAUGUACAGACGUCAGAGGAGUAUGGACUCGGCCUCUUGUAAUUGCCUCUUACUUUCUUUAUUGUUUUCCUAUUUUUUUUUUCCCCUCUUUCACAAAAAAAUCCUGCAUUUCUGCAUUCUAUAAGAAGUCUGGCAUGGAUUUCAUUCUAAUUUUACAGUCCAUGAAAAAUAAAUAACCAGGUUGGCAUGGGAAAAAAAAGCAAGAUUUAAAUCAUGUGUAACUUUAAAUUUACCCACAUGCUUUGAAAAUAUGUUCACACAAUUUACGUGGCAGGUGAAGGAUUGAGUCAGACACCUGUGCUGAAAUCGAGCCGUGCUGAUGCUCUGCAACCAGGUUGGAGUUGUUGGAUCAGUUUGAGCGUUUGGUGCUUUUCAAUUUGCUCACUCAUUAAAUCCAGGUCAGUCUGCUAGAGCAUUUGCUGACAGCUGAAUUUUCUUCAAGCAAAGUGUGUUUAGAUUCAUUCACUUGGGUAUGUAGGUAACAUUUACUUAGUCUCUCUUCCUCUUAAUCAUUCCAUUCAGUCUGUCAACUGUCGCUAGGUUUCUAAGAUCAUCCCUUCUAGGCAUCCAUUUUUUGUAUAGACUCCUUCUGUAAUACUUGACAAACAGAUCUUAUGGUGCUGCAGUUAGCUCAGUCUUUGUUUGAACUGACUUUUGGGUUUUCUGAAACCCAGUAUCAUGUCCAGUAACAGUCUGUUCUGAUGUAUAGCGAUCAUGUGGGACUGGUUUUGUUUUUCAUUUUUUAAAAACUGGGUUCUAGUAAAUGUUGCUUUGGUGACUAGAAAUGCACAGGACUGUUUUGAGAAGUAAGCUGCAGAAAUAUUUUUUACUCCGUUAUAGGAUUUAUCCCCCUCACAGUUGUUGAAUCCUGCAGGAUUUUUUUAUUUUCAUAUUGUUGAGAAUUUAUUUUUUUCUCCCUUUGACCAAUCCUUGCAUUCCAUACACCACUCGAGGAAGGAGAAGGGGGGAGGUGUGGCUGGAUGGUUUGAUUAGGACAAAAAAAAAAGACAAAUAUAACGUGGAAAAGAUCGCUGCUGGGGUCUCAUUCUAAGUAUUUUUCAUGCAAAGUGCUGCUUUCAGACGGUUUUCUUUUAUUUUUUUAUUCUUUUUUUUUUUUUAACAGAAUGCUGUACUUUUGUCUGUCUGAUUCAUCACAAAUGGUGAGGUCACCUCGUUGUGCCAUGAUGACAGGAACUGAACAUCAAAUCUAAUGCAAUGGAUACCACUGUUGUAUCAUGGGAACUGUAGUUUUUGUCUUGAUUGUCUGUUGGGUGGACUCAAGAUGGACUAAAUUUACAGUGAUCCAGAAAUCAACUGAAACAAGUUUUUGUUUUCCUCCCUCAGUCAAAGGACCUUGCAGGAGAUGGAGAAAUGAACAGUUUCGUUUGAUCAGCUUUUGAGAUACAUAUUGACCUUUGGCAUUUUCUGCCAGAGUUCCUCCUCCCCAUUUAGGAAAAGACUCAAGGGUACUCACUGAUUUAACAUGAAUGUUUGUCUUUUCACAGAAGACUUCAAAAGAAAAAGAUUUUAUGACCAGAAAUUUACCAGCACCUUAAUUACAAAGGAAAAAAUGUUAACAAGCAAGAAAACAUUUAUGUAUGAUCAUGUGUACUUGCAUAAAAUGUGUUAUAUACUGUUCCAAGAAAAUAUAGUACACUAAAUUUG
Messenger RNA from Neoarius graeffei (lesser salmon catfish), 6898 nucleotides. RefSeq names its product SET domain containing 5 (gene setd5). Bases 618 to 5150 code for a protein of 1510 amino acids. The transcript has 24 exons. Gene Ontology annotation, molecular function: protein binding. Lineage: Eukaryota; Metazoa; Chordata; Actinopteri; Siluriformes; Ariidae. The record is from RefSeq and is a predicted model, not a curated record.